Messenger RNA from Polyodon spathula (Mississippi paddlefish), 2316 nucleotides. RefSeq names its product odorant receptor 131-2-like. NCBI's taxonomy places the organism in Eukaryota, Metazoa, Chordata, Actinopteri, Acipenseriformes, Polyodontidae. Gene Ontology annotation, biological process: G protein-coupled receptor signaling pathway. The record is from RefSeq and is a predicted model, not a curated record. The transcript has a single exon. Gene Ontology annotation, molecular function: G protein-coupled receptor activity. Bases 960 to 1952 code for a protein of 330 amino acids. Gene Ontology annotation, cellular component: membrane.
ACCAAGUUAUGUUAAUGCACAUGUUGGAAUCCCUCCCAGGCCAGAAUAUGACCCUGUGAUGUCAAAAGUAGUACGAAAAUAGUGAGUAGAUAAGGGUUUAAAACACCAGCCUGAAUCGGAUUGAUGCACCAAAAACCAUUACAAUAUAAAUGAGUAGGUAAGUCCCACACCACACACCCACACAUAUUCCAGUAUGACACAGACUCUUCACGCAAAGUCUUAAAUUAUAUUCACUUCUAGUUUACUAUCAGCCUCAAACCUAAUUAUCAGCAAUAUCUGUUACUGUCUGGUCGGGAAUCGCAACACACUCACAGACCUAGGGUUAAAGCUAUACAGGGAAAACCCAAUACAAGAUCUCAUGGGCCUUAGGAGUCUAUGUAUAAGUGAUCCCUGGAUGCGGACGAGACUAUAUAACUUUGCAGGCAAGGAAGAUGAUGUUUCCCGAACAUUAGCCAGAAAGCUGAGAAGAGGGAAGCGAUCUUUUUUGCUGUUUAACAAUUUGAGCUCCCGUAAGUAAGAACACACACAUGAAAUAAUAUACACAUUUCAUGUCAUAGCGAUGCUGUUGCUGUUUUUCUUUUAGAUGCUAUUGGUGUUAUUCUGUAUGGCAUGCCUUUUGAUCAGUUUUAUACAAGGUGAUGCACUUUGUGAGAUAGGGAUCGGGGUGGAAAACUCCAGUGUGUGGUAUUACAGCUCUCUUGCUCUUGAGCUUGCUCGUGAAAGGACCUCACCAAAGAUAACAAGUGUAGAGCAAUCAUCUAUGUAAAGACUUUAACCCUUCCCAGGCUGGUCACAGAGCUGUGACUGGUUUAGAGUAAAUCUACUGAUGUCAAGUCACACAGCAGCACAGGAAAUGCAGGUGUUUUGUUAAAGUAGCUGUAAAUAUUCCAUGUGCUUCUUACAGGACGUUAUGUUUAAGCGCGGUUCAUUUUGCACAUUACUAGCUCCUUUGUGUAUUAAUGAUUUUUAUUUAUUUGCUUCUGCAGUGUUCUGAAGACCAGUCACGAGACAUGUACUCUACUGAGGGCCCAGCCGGCUCUCCCUUGAAUAGCAGCGUUGCCUCAGCUGAAAUCAAAGAUAAUUUUGACACAGCCGUUGUUAAAAAUGUCGUCAUUGUUUUUCUGUGCAUUUUCAUCAGCUACAUCAACGGGAUUCUGGUCUUCACAUUCUUAAAGAACCGAAUAUUUUAUGAGACUUCGCGAUACAUACUGUUCAUUCACAUGGUAAUCAAUGAUAUUAUUCAGUUAGCUGUUACAGCGACAUUAUUUGUAGUGAGUUAUAUAUUAUUUAAAAUCAAUGUCUCCUUCUGUUGUUUUCUAGUGUCAGUUGCUGUCUUUGCCACUACGAACACCCCUCUGAGUCUCGCAGCGAUGGCUGUUGAGCGUUACGUAGCCAUCUGCAACCCCCUGCGGCACUCUCAGAUCUGCACGGUGCGCAGGACAUACAUUCUCAUUGCUGCGAUCUGGGCUGCAGGCACCAUUUCUAUAUUGCCAGAUUUGUUUAUCAUUUUGGCAACAGAGCCAGUAAGCUUUUUCCACUCAUCUGUUUUCUGCGUUCGCGAUUAUGUUUUCAGGUUGCCUGAACUAGUUCAGAAGAGAAACAUUGUACAUGCUGUAAAUUUAGCUUUUGUUGGGUUUACUUUAAUGUACACUUAUUUCAGAGUCCUAUUUGCAGUGAAGUCAGCCACCACGGACGCGGCUUCUGCUGCAAAGGCUCGCAACACCAUCCUGCUGCACGGGGUCCAGUUGCUGCUGUGUAUGCUAACGUACAUCGGACCUUCCUUGGAAUUCAGUCUCUUAUAUAUCUUUCCAGGAAAGACCUUAGAAAUUCGAUACUUGACUUACUUAAUAGUUCAGGUACUGCCCAGGUUCCUGAGUCCCAUGAUUUACGGGGUCAGAGACCAAAUGCUUAGAAAGUACCUGAAAAGACACUUUUUAUGCAAGACCAUAUAACAAUCAUCAGACUUCAUGACAAGCUCUAUGCCUGCCAAACUGAAGCAAUGCUUUUAUAUAUUAGAAAUAUCAUCAGUAAAUUGAGACGCAGAACAAUGAUUGCAUUAAGUGUGGGACUGACAAUUAAAUAAAGACAAUAAAGACAUCUGAAUUCACUGUUUUCAGCUCUAAAUGAAGGAAACUGGAUGCAUGUGAUAUUAUACACGCAGCAUUGGAAAUACAGCAACCAGGUUCAUUUGUUAUUGUUAAUGAUCUGUACCUUGAGGAAAGUUCUGCUGCACGUUAGAUUGCAGAUGCUUCUUUAUUUUUUAUUAAAACUGGAGCAGUUAUAUUAUUUUGUAAGGGUCUUUGCUCAUCUGCUGCA